Colletotrichum graminicola M1.001 is the source of this 4092-nucleotide messenger RNA. Its product is annotated as inner centromere protein. The transcript has 4 exons. Bases 1 to 4092 code for a protein of 1363 amino acids. The record is from RefSeq and is a predicted model, not a curated record. Lineage: Eukaryota; Fungi; Ascomycota; Sordariomycetes; Glomerellales; Glomerellaceae.
AUGGCGGCGAUGCGAAGAACGCGUGUGCCUCCCGGCUCCGCGUCGUGGAUUAAUGAAGAAAGGACAACGGCUCUGAGCAUAGUCCAGGCUGAGGCGGAGGAAUUCUCAUUCGCUGCACGGAACGAAUUCGACUGGCUUAAUGAGCACAUGGCUGGGAUCUUCAACGAGAACGAGAUGCAUAUUUUCAAGACUCCUGGAAAACUUCGCAGCAAGACGCCGCGAACAACGCGAAAGGUUGACAACGGCGAGGCCCGUGUCCCAUUGUCAGAUGUAUUCUCUUCAACGCCGAAUGGCGCGACGAAUGCCUUCACACAACAGCUUGCUCGUAUCUCUCCCAAGUUCAACCCUGUACAAUCGACAUCGUCUCCUUUGAUCAACAGAAAUAUUUCGCCGCAUAAAGCUGCCCCCUCACCCCGACCGGUUUCGAAGCAGCCUGUUGCCCUAGCUGAUUCCGGUUACUACGGUAGCCAGGAUGUCGACAACGUAGACGAUGCCGACGACGACGAUAUGGACGUGGACCUCAUCGAGGAGGAGACGGAAAUCGGAGAGCCACGAUCCAGCCCCCCUAAGACAGGACGUACCGGUCACGUCGCAUUCGACGUCACAGCUGAGCAAAACGUGCCUCAGAGCCCGACCGCGACGACGGCUAUGCGAUCACCUGAAGCCACCUUCCAGACCGCCAAAGAAGAGCAGACGACAAGAGUGAUGAGAGACGCAACUGAAGAGGCUGCGACACCCGUCUCAGAAACCUCAUCAGCACCUCACAGCUCACCGAAGCGUGCGGAAACUCCCCCUUCCCCAGUUGCGUCUCCUAAAACUCGCUCUGCGAAGAUCGCGUCGCCUGCAAAGAAUUCGCCUGCAAAGCGAUCUCCGGCCAAACAGGCGUCUCCGUCGCCUUCCCCGCCCACGGGUUCUCGGUCACCCGCGCCCGAGCCCACACCCGGUGCUGAUUCGCAAGAUGACGAUGUGGAUGUCCACAUGGACGACGAUACGCGAUCUGAUGAGUCUAGUCCCAUUCGACCAGUCAGGAAGAGCAGUCUCAAUUUCGCUUCACUUCCCGCCAGAGAGCCCCUGAGGAAUAAGAGCAUCGGGGCUCGUGUUUCCAGAACCAGCCACUUGGACCUUAACCGUCAGAGUUACUACAGCAGACAAACUGGAGGCAAGAGCUUGGGAAACAAUGUCGAGGUACUAGGAGCUUCGGAUGACGAGGAAGGCAACGACGACGAAAUGAAUGUCGAGGACUCAACCGAGGCGACAAACCACGGCGACAGCUAUGCCUCAGACCACAACAAAACAUACACUCAAAGGCUCCAGGAUCAGAUCAACCUGCUCGGCAAGUCCCAGCCAAACGCAAGCAGGCCCUCGAAAUCGAUCCCAAGCUCUGCGGUUGCCCAACAGCUUGCCCAGGCCAGUGCGCCUCAACCUGUAACGGAGUCAAAGAAAGCAUCGCCAAUGAAAAAGUCAGCCGCGCCGCCAACCCCUGGAGCAUUCCCCGAAGACGAGGAAGACGAGGACGAGGAAGAAGAUGACUGGAUUGCCCCACCCGUUCCUGCAAAGGACGCGCCCAAGUCUAGCCCACGACCACAUUUGCUUAAGAGUCAUACUGCAGACGUCAUGGAAGGGAUCAACGGCUCUGACACCGUCAGCGCUCUCGAUUUUGGUUCGCCUAAACAGCGGAAAUCGCCAGGUCGGUCAGGCUCACCGAAGCGUGCCCCUGUCAUUCCUGAGCGCACUACCAGUGUCUUUGGUCACGGGAAAUCUGCUUCUGUGUCCAUCUUGCCAGAUUUAUCGCAGGAUGUUAUGGCCGAAGACUUGUCUCCUGCCAAGAAACGACUCUCUGUUUCUAACCCGCUCUCAGCGGUGCUAGAAGACGGACGCCCGGAGACUCCUCAAUCGCCUACACGAGGCUUCCGUGACAGCCCGCUGAAACAAGUGAAGAACAAGCUGUCUUCUAUUCUGAAGAGUUCCAAGGGCCUUCUUGCCAGCAGCGCGGCAAUCAGCGCCGAGGGCAAAUCGUCAAUCAUGUCGCCUUCCAGUGCUCGAUUCGGCCAUCACUCUGGCCCAUCUACAGAGUCCAUCGCACCCCAGCCAGCCCCGGCUGAGCCGUUGUACCCCGAUCUUUCCAAGCGCCUUGCAGCCGAUACACAAACACUUAGUAGUGUGGGGAGCCCUGAAAAACCCGUCGCAAGACGAACAAGGGCUUCUGUCGAGAAGGAAAAGGAGGACAAGCGCAAGGAAAAAGAAGCCAAAUUGAUGGCCGACCAGAUGAGCAAGCUGGACAAGGCCCGCGCAGAGGAACGUGAAAAGGCUCGAACUUUCAGCAAAGAGCAAGAGAGGAUUGCUGCCAUGGAGAAGAUGGUUGCAGCACAAAAGGAGAUGGAGCCCGAAAUGGAGCAGGACAAGGAGAUGGAGAGACCUGCUCGAACACCGGCGCCAAAGGAGGCGCUUAAGCCCACCAGAACCAGCCCCCGCAAGGCCAAGAACCAGGGCGAGGCCGACGCUUCGGCGCAGGCUUCCCAGUCAGAGAAGCCGGACGUGGAAAUGACGGAAGCGCCGACCCCGAUGCCGCCGCCGUCGGCCCCUCGCUCUGUCGGCCCGAGUCAGACGGCAAGACCCAGAGAGCUCCGCCGGCCGAUGAAACCCACGAAGGAGGCACCUAGCAAGGUCAAGCAAGCGCCUACCGUCAUUCGCGUUAACACCGGCUCGCAACACUCGCAGUACCACCCCUCAACCAGUACUCUGUCCUCCGGCCUCCAAGACACACUGGGCUCGUCGGUUAAGUCCAAGACCAGCCAGCCAGGCUCGCAUAGCAAACAGUCUCUGGCCAGCUUGAAGAGCUCUGUUUCUUCCACCGGCCGCCCUAAAGCGCUCGAACUCGCCGCUAAGCGGAAGGAACAAGAGGAGCGCGAAGCGCAAAGAAAGAAGGACGCCAAAGUGGAACUUGAACGCAAGCGCGCUGCUAUCCAGGAGGAGGAGCGCAAGCAGGAAGUGCAGAGGCGACAAGAAGCGGAGAGGCAGAGAGAGAGGGAAAGGGAGCAAGCUGAGGCGAAGAAGAACGCACAAAGGCAGGCCGCUAUCGAACGUGCCAAGCAGACGCGAGCACCGCCCCCUGCUGUGCGAUCUCAGCCGAAUGGUCCUCCUGACUACACUGCGGGCCAACGCAGCGAUGCCCAGCCUCCUCGUCCCCCUUCUCGUAUGAACUCUACUGCCCAUCGUUCUCAAGAGGACCGACCGGUCAACGCCAUUCUCUCAAAUGCCUCCAAGCCUGGCUCCAAGAGGCCUCUUCCGCAGGACGGCAGGGAGGAGACGGGCUCGCGCAACCCUGCUCCCCGCAACGUUCCGUCGUACCAGUCCAAUGAUGCCAAGCGUCGUCGCACGAGCGACGACUUUGCUGAUGAGCUUGAUAUGGACAUUCAGCCUCCCAACAUCAAGGGACCCCCUGUUCGCCCGCCAUCAGUUGGCUUCAAGAAGCAGGAGAUGCCCACCAAGUCAAUGUUCGGCUACACCAACGCACCGCCGAGUGCAUCCAGGGACUUGUUCAAGUCUACUGUUACCGCUCAACAUCACAGCAUAACCAAGUCGGUCAAGCAAGUAGAUAUGAACCAGUUUGCCCAAGGGCACAUCCCGUUUGCCCCCAACCCCAACCCCGCUGGCCCCGCGCACAAGACACCGGCACGUCCCAUGGGUACUGCGAGCACCAAGUCCACUGCCAAAGCCACAAGAUCGUCGCCUCGUUUCCAGGACGGUGAGAAGAUCGAACUGCCUGAAAUCGACACGGACGAAGACGAGGACGAUGGGGACGCUCAAAUCGGCGUGGCGCCUUGGGCCGAUUCUCCCCAGUUGAGAAGCGCGCUCGUGCGACAGGAGACUUUGAAUCCCGAAUUGAUUUUCGGACCUCCGCGUGCCCUCCACAUGGAGGAGGUAUUUAGCAACAAGGAGAGGUGGCACAAGUUCCGCGCGCGGACGUCGAGCGCCAACUGGAGUGGGUCUGAUCGUCUGACAGAAGACGAGAUCAGAAAGGAUCUUGCAGCUCGCGAUAAGCUGCGCAGAGAAGGUGGCUGGUCUUACGAGAUGAGCAAGGACUUGAUUUGA